GCCGCGCAGAUGGCCGGGGCGAGCGAGAUCUGAGGCUCUGCUCCCCGAAACGUGACCAUGUGGAUUCAACAGCUUUUAGGACUCAGGACUGACAAUCUGGAUAAAGAAGCCUGAACAACCACAUCAGAAUCUGGCUUCUGACAAAUGCUGAGAGAGACAGCUGACUCCAAGAGGGCUGGUGGACAGCUGAUCAGAGCUGCACAGUUCCAUGUUCAUCCGCUGGCCCGGCUGCUCCCUAGGAAGCCAUGCUUGGAUCCUUAUAGCCAUGUUUCAGCUCGCCCUGGAUCUGCCCGCGUGUGAGUCCCUGGGCCCGGGUCCCGAGUUCCGGCUACUGCCUCGGCCACCCCACCGGCCGCCUCGCUUGUGGAGUUUUAAGAGUGGACAGCCCGCCAGGAUCCCUGCACCCGUGUGGAGCCCCCGGCCGCCCCGCGUGGAGCGCGGACACAGUCACGGACAGAUGCCGAGUCCCCGGGCCCGACGGGCACACAGACCCAGGGACCAGGAGGCCACUCUGGGGCCCAAAGAGGGGCUGGCCAAGCCCCCAGCUGCUGCCAAAUCCAGCCCUUCCCUGGGCUCCUCCCCCACCUCCUCCUCCUCUGCAGGGGCCAGUGGGGCCCCCACGGACCAGCAGGCCCUCCUGCGGCGGGGGAAGAGGCACCUACAGGGGCCCGCUUUCAACAGCUUUGACUUCCGGGGCAGCAGGCCCACCACGGAGACGGAGUUCAUUGCCUGGGGUCCCACGGGGGAGGAGGAGGCCCUGGAAUCCAACACAUUCCCGGGCUUUUCCGGCCCCACCACGGUCUCCACCUUCCAAACACGGAAGACAACUGUGGCCUCUGCCACCACCACGGCCACAGCCGCCACAGCCCCCUCUGUGACACUGCAGACUCAAGGGGUCACCGAGCCCCUGGACCCCCGGAGUAGGAUCCCGGUUGGGGUAAGCACAACGGAGCCUUCCACCAGUCCCAGCAGAGACAGUGGCCAAGACAGCCAGCCCCCGCGGGUUCUGGGGGAGACCUCAGGUUUGGCCGUCCAUCAGAUCAUCACCAUCACCGUCUCCCUCAUCAUGGUCAUAGCUGCUCUGAUUACAACUCUUGUCUUAAAAAACUGCUGCGCGCAGAGUGGGAACCCACGUAGGAACAGCCACCAGCGGAAGACGAACCAUCAGGAGGAGAGCUGCCAGAACCUGACAGACUUCACACCUGCCCGGGUACCCAGCAAUCUGGACAUCUUCACGGCCUACAAUGAGACCCUCCAGUGUUCCCACGAGUGUGUCCGGGCAUCCGUGCCCGUCUACACCGACGAGACGCUGCACCCGGCCGGGGAGUACAAGUCCACGUUUAAUGGGAACCGGCCCUCUUCUUCUGAUCGUCAUCUUAUUCCUGUGGCCUUUGUGUCUGAGAAAUGGUUUGAAAUCUCCUGCUGACUGGCCGAAGUCUUUUUUACCUCCUGGGGGCAGGGCAGACGCCAUGUGUCUGUUUUAUGGAUUCCGUUGGUGAACCUGUAAAAAAAUUAAAAAUUACAAAAAAACCCACAAAACCUAAAACUAAACUAUCUAAGGGGAGGGUCCCCACCCCUACCACUUCUGUUUGCCGGUGGGGAACUCUCAGAGCAGGACGCUAUAGGCCAAAUAUAUUUUUAUAAAAAUGCUGACGCCUAUGGGGGACUGCCUUCUCCCAGAGCUCCUUUGGGAAACAGAAAGAAGACCCAGCAGAAGGACCCGGAGACAGAAAAAGGGCAGGAGGACGCACCAGAAGCUGGAGUUUGUACUUCGAUUCUGAACCUGUGCCAAUAAUACCAUUAUGUGCCAUGUACUGACCCGAGAGACUUGGUGACAAAGCCGAAGCCAAGCGAACCAUGAGGAGUAAACUUACAGAAAACAGGAGUGGGCAUCUCUUCUGUAGAGUCACUAUUUCUGGUUAAUAUACAUAUAUAAAUAUAUAAAGACACACAGAUACACACACACACACACACACACCCCUUUUUUGUACCGUAGCAAUUUUUGAAAACCUUCAAUGUUCCUUUUUAAAAAAAAAAAUGUGUUCUCGGUUACAAAAUCUGAUUUCUUUAACAUGCUUAGUAUGAACAGGAUGAACUGGUGUUUUCUACUUUGCAGGCUCACACGCAGGCACACGUGCACAUACACACACGUCCACACAUAUAUAUGCAUACACUG
Odocoileus virginianus texanus is the source of this 2176-nucleotide messenger RNA. RefSeq names its product adherens junctions associated protein 1 (gene AJAP1). Gene Ontology annotation, cellular component: adherens junction; plasma membrane; cell-cell contact zone. The record is from RefSeq and is a predicted model, not a curated record. Lineage: Eukaryota; Metazoa; Chordata; Mammalia; Artiodactyla; Cervidae. Gene Ontology annotation, molecular function: beta-catenin binding.